AAGUUGUCGAGCCCGUUCAGUUAGUUUCCAGUCGCCUAACGGAUCGCUCGCAUUUCCCUCGCAAUAACUUUUCGUAACUUCACUAUGACGUUACGCUAUGUGCUUACGGUAUUGGCGCUCGUGGGGGCUUCGCUGGCCGGGGAAGAGGUCAAGGAGUUGAAGGUAGACGUGGUUAGCGUUCCAGAAGGAUGUACCGUAAAGUCUAAGCAUGGCGAUAUGCUUACCAUGCACUACACAGGCACUUUGGACGACGGUCACAAGUUCGACUCCAGUUAUGAUCGCGAUCAGCCGUUCACCUUCCAGAUUGGCGUGGGGCAAGUCAUCAAGGGCUGGGAUGAGGGACUUUUGAACAUGUGUGUUGGUGAGAAGCGAAAAUUGACCAUUCCGUCUAGUAAGGGCUACGGCGAGCGAGGAGCCGGGAACGUCAUCCCUCCCCACGCGACCCUCCACUUUGAAGUGGAGCUGAUCAACAUCGGUGACUCUCCCCCCACCACCAAUGUGUUCAAAGAGAUUGAUGCCGACAAAGACAACAUGCUUUCUCGCGAAGAAGUCAGCGAGUACUUGAAGAAGCAGAUGGUUCCCCCCGAUGGCGCUGAAAUGAGCGACGAUAUCAAGCAAAUGCUCGAGUCCCACGAUAAACUCGUCGAGGAGAUCUUUCAACACGAAGACAAGGAUAAGAACGGCUUCAUCAGCCACGAGGAAUUCUCAGGCCCCAAACACGAUGAACUCUAAAUCGCAGCGUUGGUCAUCCAGACCAAUGUAGAAACUAGGGAAUGUACCAUUAUAAUAAUUAAGCUAUCAUAUUAAUUGAGAUAUUCUUACAGCUGGCUUGUUGUGGGAUACCAAAUUGUACCAAAUUCAUUUUUGGACCCCUGUCAAAAUUACCUUUCAAUUAUCAGUAAAAUUUUAUGAAUUUUAAUAUUCGGUAAAUGUUUUACUACAUAUUUUUAAGGUUACAUGAGAGUCAUUGUAACGAAUUUUGUUGAGUCUUUUGUACUUAGUUUACUAUGUUGUUGGUGUAUCUGUCAUUGAUUUUAGACUUUAAAUAUGGGGGCUAUAGUUGACACAUAUAUAAAGCAUUACAAAUAAUUUUAAAUUUAAUUUUAAGUAAAACCUUUACCUAUCGGAUUUUACAAAUUAUCUUUAAACAACCUAUGUCUUUAGUUAUAUUAAACCUGAAGGUUCCUUGAGAUUAAAUUUCUUCGAUAAUUGUUAUUUAAUGUUUUUAACAACUUAUGUGUCCACUACUUAACCAUUCCCUUUUGACAAAGGCACUGCUAGUUAAGACUUUUCGGCAUAAUAGAUAUUAUUUAGGAGGAUGUUGAAGUUUAAACGGUUUUGUUUUCAUAAUAUAUGUAGCUUAAUAAUUUCGAUGUUUUAGUUAAUUUCGGAGAAUUGACGACUUCGUUAUUACCAACAUUAAGUAGAUACCUAUUUUCAUUUCGUAUGAUAACUAUAAAGCCAAAAUAAUAGGCGUCUGUUGUCCAGAUUCAAAUUGUGUAGAGUAAGAUGAUAAUUAAACCUACAGACAACAUGUGAUACAAGGGCUCAAAUGGAAAUCAUUAAGUGACUUCACGAAUUUAUUAUCAAGCUACGUCUAUAUUUAUGCAUGUAGUGCCCAAACUUCUUCUGAGCAUUUUUUUACAUAUUUUUUAUAUUGAUUUUUAUUUUUUUUGUGCGCCAUGUUAAUUUGCUGGUUGAAUCCUCGUUAAUUUUAACCUACUGUUUGUUUCAAAAUUGGACCAUACCUUUGGAUAUACCUAUGUUUGAUGUAUUUACAAUUAUGUAUUUCCUACUAAAGAGUCAUACACAUUUUUAGUAAGUACUUCCAUUUGUAUAAAACAUUUUUAUCAGUGUGUACGAAAAUAUUUAAAUUAAAUAAAAGUAAAAACAGCAUGCAGUCACAUACCCACAAAGUUCAAGUUUCUUCUCUCAUAUAUUUUAUGUACUUUUGAAAUUGUAUGAUUCAUUAGGAUAAUUAUAUAUUACUUAACCAAUAUGUAUUUUGUGAAUUUAGCCAAUGUACUUACAAUAUCUAAGUGUAUAACUGGUGAAAAAAAUAUCUACAUUUAGAUGUGGUUUCAAUCAAAGUUCAUUCUGCAAUCAAUAAAUCAGAUUAAACCGUCACAUA
Molecule: messenger RNA, 2131 nt
Organism: Amyelois transitella
Lineage: Eukaryota; Metazoa; Arthropoda; Insecta; Lepidoptera; Pyralidae
Gene: Fkbp14
Product: FK506-binding protein 2
Exons: 4
Coding region: 85-732 (215 amino acids)
Molecular function (GO): peptidyl-prolyl cis-trans isomerase activity; calcium ion binding
Source: RefSeq, a predicted model, not a curated record